Molecule: messenger RNA, 1748 nt
Organism: Ruditapes philippinarum (Manila clam)
Lineage: Eukaryota; Metazoa; Mollusca; Bivalvia; Venerida; Veneridae
Product: acetylcholine receptor subunit delta-like
Exons: 5
Coding region: 87-1310 (407 amino acids)
Biological process (GO): regulation of membrane potential; nervous system process; chemical synaptic transmission
Cellular component (GO): postsynaptic membrane; neuron projection; synapse
Molecular function (GO): transmembrane signaling receptor activity; acetylcholine-gated monoatomic cation-selective channel activity
Source: RefSeq, a predicted model, not a curated record
UACAAAUAUUCUAGUUUACUUCUAAAGUCGUGUUUAAUAGCAAGGGGGACAAUCAACUGCAAGAUAAGGAUAAUUGCAUCGGAGGCAUGCGGUCAGUCAAGAUAUGUAUACUUUUAUCACUACUAGACUUCGUGACGUCACAGUCCGCGACUGACGUCAAAAACCUUCUCACUAAAUUGUUCGUCACCGAUGGAUACAAUAAAAACGUCCGGCCUCUACAAGAUCAAAUGCAAUAUGUUCCUAUUUAUUUAGAUUUCGUCCUGAAUUCUGUGAUCGAAUUUAAUGAGCAAGAAGAGAGUCUGAAAACUGCCGGGUAUUUAAUGGCAUAUUGGGAAGAUGAAUACUUGACCUGGAAUUCUUCCGAUUACAACGGAGUAGACGUUUUAUUCGUGCCUCAAGAUGACAUAUGGAAACCGGAUUUGUCACUCAGUAACACCUUUGCUAUAUUUAAAGGCAUGGGAUCUUCGUACUUGAAUGUACAGAUUUACAACGAUGGAUUGGUUCAGUGGUUCCCCUCAAUGAUAUUUGAAUCUACCUGUGCAGUGAAUAUAAAGUACUUCCCCUUUGACACGCAAAAAUGCGAUCUGAAGUUCACUGCAUGGAGUUAUCGAAAGGUCGAAGUCGAGAUACAUAAAGGUAAUAAAGGCGUGGUUCUAGACGAUUACGUCAAAAAUGCGGCUUGGGAACUCGUGUCUUCCACAUCACAGGACGUUGUUACAGAAGAAGCAGCUGUCGUGUUUACGUUACAUCUGAAACGAAAGCCACUAUUCUUUCUCUUCAACAUCAUCGGGCCAGUACUCUUGUUGUCAAUUUUAAAUAUUUUCACGUUUGUUCUUCCAGUUGAGUCCGGCGAAAAAGCCGGAUACUCUAUAACCGUGUUCCUGGCACUGGCAGUUUUUCUCACGAUAAUAUCGGAUCAACUACCUAACAACUCCGAUACCGUGUCCCUCAUGGCCAUUUACUUGACAACGAUGGUGUUGCUGAGCACGGCGGUGGUCGCUGUUUGUCUAAUACAAAUACGUCUAUCUAUUCGUAAAGAAACCGAGCAACCCAUCAACCGCUUCUACGCAUCAAUUGUCAAACUGGCCAACUGUCUUCAGUGCAGACGACAAAUGAUCCAGAACAAAAUCAAACCCGACAAAAUCGUUAAAGAGAAGUCUCUGGAUGAUAUCGAUGACGAACCGGAAGUUGAAGCUAUUUCGUGGAUGGAUGUUGUACAUGCAAUGGACUUUCUGCUGUUCUGGCUUGCAGCUAUUUACACGUUCGUUUGCACAACAGCUAUAGCAUGCUCUGCUGUUUCCAAUGUCUAAAAGAUUUGUCGCGACAUGACAAAUUAUGUCUCUUUAAACGGUUUUGGCAAAACUUCGAAUAAAAGUUAGAUUUUACCAAAAGACAUACUAUGUUAGUAAUCACAAAGUUUUAAUUGCUUUCCAUGGAGAACUCAAACUUCAAUUAUAAUACAUGUACAUACAUAUUAGGAAAACAUUGUCCGAAAAAAAAACGAAGUCGAAAAAAAAAAGAAAAAAAGAAAAGGCAACAAUAAAAUGAAUAAAAAGGAUUAAUUAUAGAUAAAUCAAAUGAAAGAUGAUUGUUUUAAGUUCUAAGGUUAAUCAUUGAGAAUUAAAGUACAAAGUUCAAUCAAGAUGUUAAAUUAUUCCCGGCUGUCUUUAUGUAACUGCUUACCUAUGAUUGUAUUAAACAUACAUGAGGUGAAUAUAUGCUUGAAUUCGGUCUUAUUUCACCAUUUU